This is a messenger RNA of Scatophagus argus, 4164 nucleotides long. It is a transcript of the gene plb1, whose product is annotated as phospholipase B1. Gene Ontology annotation, cellular component: brush border membrane. Lineage: Eukaryota; Metazoa; Chordata; Actinopteri; Scatophagidae. Gene Ontology annotation, molecular function: phosphatidylcholine lysophospholipase A1 activity; A2-type glycerophospholipase activity; retinyl-palmitate esterase activity. The record is from RefSeq and is a predicted model, not a curated record. The transcript has 44 exons. Gene Ontology annotation, biological process: phospholipid metabolic process. Bases 196 to 3438 code for a protein of 1080 amino acids.
CCGGUCAUGACGUAACACCCCGCGUUGUAGCGGCACGUGCGUGCUCCACAAGAUGUCAGCAGAGCGGCGGAAAACCUUCGCGAGUACAGUGUACUUAUACAGUCAACAAAAGCUUACAGUCGUUCUUUAACUGAGGCUGAGGAGGGAAUUACACAAACCCCUCAGUGUGGAAGGCACUCAGUAGCUCACCACAUCAUGGCUAGAUGUGCACUCCUGUUUCUGGCAGCCCUUGUUGGAUCUUGCACUCAGUUUACAGAUGCUGUCAACGCUGACAUACAAAAAAAUGAACCAUCAACAGAAAACUCAGAGGAGACAGAACAUUACAUGCCAAUACUCUGCUCACCGAUACCUGACACCUUCCCCUCAUCCUCUUCAGUUCAUACUCUCAGACCUGCUGAUAUCUCAGCUGUUUAUGCCUUGGGAAUCCCACCUUCACACAGGAAUGAAGCAUCCAGAGUGGUCAGUGGAGUAGCUGAGUUGCUGUCAAUGUUUAAUCCUGAAGUGAUCACUCAACAUGUGGAUCAAACCUCAUUGCAGCCUAGAAGCCUGUUAGAGGAGGCAAAAGAACUGACUCUCUCUGUUUCGCCUCAGGUGACCAACUGGAAGCUUGUUCUGCUGUUUGUCCCAGCAGAUUCCCUGUGUCCCUGCUCACCCAACGUUGCUGCAGAUGUUAAAGCUGUUGUCCAGGAAGUGGAAGUAGCUCUGCAGUUGUUACAGAAAAAGUUGCAUCACACUUUAGUUCACGUUGCAGUCUGGAGCACAAAUCUUCAGCAGGACGAGGGUUGUGAGUGUAUUAGAGAUAAACGCUCCAACCAGCGACUACAUAAAGCUUUGCUUCUGAAAACACUACAGGACUCCCUAAAUCAUGUCUUGGAAAAUCCAAAGUGGCACAGCAAACAGGUAGACUUCACUGCUGUGCUACAGUCUGCCCCACUUAUCCUCGAACAAAUCUCAGAUUCUGAGAGAACGUGGUCUGACCCAAACCAGUUAGUCAUUCAGUUAUGGACGAACCUGCUUCAGCCAUCGACAGGUGAGCCCGAGGUCACGGACAGCAGUGUCAUUCAUAUCCCUUGCCCUACCCAGGAGAGACCUUUCUUGCGGACACAGAAAAAUACUCCUAGUGAAAGACAGGAGAAAACCUCCACAGUUGUUGAUCCUGUUGUGGGCACAGAGAUACCAUGCACAGACAGAAGUCCAUCUCCCAGCACACCCACUUCUGUUCAUGAACUCAGACCUGGAGAUAUAAAGGUGGUGGCAGCAGUGGGCGACUCCCUGACAGCAGCCAAUGGUGUGGGUGCAAAGACAGACAACCUUUUGUUGGUGCUUAAGGAGUACAGAGGACUGUCGUGGUGCAUCGGUGGUGAUGAAAACAUUACGUCUGUUACAACUCUGCCAAACAUCCUGAGGGAGUUUAACCCCUCCCUGACCGGCUUCUCAGAGGGAGAAGGUGAUGAGAACUCUCCAAAAUCCUUCCUCAAUCAGGCUGUGCCAGGAGCGAAGUGUGGUGACAUGGUACAGCAGGUUCGCGUCCUUGUGAACAAAAUGAAAAAUGAUUUGUCCAUCGAUUUCCACAAUGACUGGAAAAUCAUCACCAUGUUUAUUGGAGGCAACGACAUAUGUGACUUCUGCACAGACAGCAUCUUUUUCUCCCCUGAGAAUGCAAUCAGUCGUAUCCAACAAGCUCUGGACAUCCUCCAUAAAGAAGUGCCUCGGGCCAUUGUCAAUCUGGUAGAGCUGUUAAACAUGGUACCACUGCGUGAGCUGCACAGUGAUAAAACCCUGGGCUGCCCCACCUGGAUUGUGAAUUUGCUUUGCCCCUGCGUACUGAAGCCUAAAGAAGGAUCCACUGAACUCCAGAGGCUCAUUGACUUCAAUGAGGGCUACCAGCGUGCUAUGAAAGAGCUGAUUGACACUGGGCGGUACGACACACACAAUAACUUCAGCGUGGUCCUGCAGCCAUUCAUGAGGGAGGUUUACCUUCCCAGGUUAGAGGAUGGCCGGCCCGAUCGCUCGUACUUUUCACCCGACUGUUUUCAUCUCAGCCAGAAGGCUCACACUCUCAUGGCUCGUGCUCUUUGGAACAACAUGUUAGAGCCGGUGGGCAACAAGACGUUUACACAAGACUUUGAAGCUGGAAUUGAUUUGAAGUGUCCCUCUGAGACCAAUCAAUUUUUUAGGACUGCUGUCAACAGUAACUACAAAUUUCCAGGCCCCAAGCCCACCGUUGCUCCUGUUACAAAUUGGGGCAGUGAUUUUUCCUGUGUUAACACACCUCCAUCCAACUCUGUGCCCACUUCAGCUCACAGAUUACGGCCAGCAGACAUCAAAGUGGUGGCCGCUCUGGGAGACUCUAUAACGGCCGGCUUUGGUGCGAAGGCAAAGAAUCUGCUGCAGCUGAGAACUGAAUACAGAGGGGUGUCCUGGAGCAUUGGAGGAGACGAAACUCUCGAGACUGUAACAACAUUACCUAAUAUCCUUAAGAAGUUCAAUCCCACAAUCAAAGGAGCGUCAAAGGAAAAAGGGAAAGAUCAGACUGGUUUCAAUGUGGCAGUAUCCGGAGCUAGAAUAUCAGGAAUCCCAGGACAGGUCCAACGCCUGAUUGAUACCAUGAAAAAUGACUCUACGGUGGAUUUUGAGAACGACUGGAAGCUGGUGACCCUUUUGAUUGGAGGCAAUGACCUGUGUCAGUACUGCUAUGACCGCACCACUUUGUCACCUCAGAACUACAGCCAUCAUUUGAUGACAAGUUUGGAUAUGCUUUACAAAGAGGUUCCCAGGACGAUUGUCAAUGUUGUGGAGAUUCUAGAAAUUGAAGGACUUCGCAGGAUCAAAAGUCAAGCUCUCGGCUGCAAUUUCAUACAACAGUACAUCUGCCCGUGCUUCUUGUUAGCAGCAGAGGAUUCCCCAGAGCUGGCUGAAAUGAUUAUGAUCAAUCGGGAACUCCAGAUUGAGACGGAAAGAGUAGUGUACGGAGGCCGCUAUGAUGACCGAGAGGACUUUGCUGUGGUCGUGCAGCCCUUUUUCAAGAACACCAUUGUUCCUUUGAAUGCUGAUGGCAAACCUGACUCCACCUACUUCUCUGUGGACUGUUUCCAUUUCAGUGAACGUGGACAUGCUGAAAUGGCUGCUGCUCUGUGGAAUAACAUGUUGGAGCCAGUGGGUAAAAAACAGACAUACAACAAUUUCACAAGUAUCAGAAGUAACAUCAGGUGCCCCACUGAGGAGCAUCCUUACAUUUUCACGAAGCUGAACAGUUUGCCCACCACAGUGCUUCCCACCUCUGAAUGCCCAGAGGCUGUGCCAGUAUGGCUCGCUGCUGUGCUGCCCUUCAUAGGGCUUCUCAUUGGCUCGGCUGUCACAGGGCUCCUCCUCUCCUGCAGAGCCAAGAGAGGCAAGAAGAUGACGACGUCUGCGGAGAUGAACGGCACUGCGUUUUAAAGUGCUACCUACCGUGUUUUUGCACUGGACUACUAAACAGUUAAGAACCACAACUACAAAACAACGUCACAAUAUUUAAAGUAGUAGAAAGCAUGUUGUUUGUGGUGAUAAGGAAGUUCUUCAAAAAAAAGGUAUGAAAAGAAAGCCUUGACUGCUUUGACUAGAGAAGUUAAUUAUUGUUCAUGAACCGUGGAAAAUAUUACUUGAUGCUGAGGUGGAAGAGCUACACCAAUCUCUUCUUAAGGAAAGCAGUACAUAAGACAACUGAAUGACUGAGGAGAAGACUUCAAAAUUUUAAACCAUAUUUAAAUGUUGUAGCUGGUCUAACAACUGACUUAUUGACACAAUGAAAUCACCAACCAUGACAAUUAAAACAGAGUAGGUUUUAUCUGCAUAUAAAGUCUUAAAUUACUGACCGGGCAUUAACUUAUUACUGCUGUUAUAUGUUAAAUUUUAUUAAAAUAUAAAUGUAUUUUAAUUGAGUUAUUUUGAGAUGUUGUGGAGUAAAAUACCCAACAGUUAAUACCUUAACACUUACCACUUACCUAAUUUUUUAAUGUUGUAUGGCCAUUGUGUGCAAUGACAAAUGUUUGGAAAGACAAUGUAAUUAAGCAAUCUUUAGGUUUUCUUCUUUUUUUGUAUGUGUUAUUGAAAAUAAUCUUUAUACUUUUGAUUGUAACAAAAAUGUUUCUGGUUCAUUUGGAAUAAAUAAUUUGGUAUAAUUCA